CGGCCAUCAUCCACGGCUGAGGCAUGGAUGAGAAGCCAGCUGCACAAGCUGGCCACCCGGCGCCUCACGAUGAGCCGAUUUCGCUGUGCACCAGACUUCUGAAGUUCCUGUUUGGCCACGUGGGGCUGUUCCUGCUGGUGUCGGCGGUGGCGGCACUGGGUGCUAUGGCUUUCAUGGAGUUGGAGAAAGAGCAUGAAGCGCACCGGUACCUGCUGAAAAAGAACCGGGCCAGGGACAUCUUGGACGCCAAUAGCUACAUCUCCUCCUUCUUCUGGCACUACCAAGCCAACCCUAAUAUCACCUGGCUGCAAUGGGACCGCAAGGUCCAAAAUAGCUUGAAGCAGCUGGAACAAUACGUGGCGGACGCCGUCAACACGUACCAAUACGACGGCACCGUGGACGGCUGGAACACGGACUGGACCUUCUCCAAGGCUCUUCUCUUCACCAUCAGCAUCAUGACCACCAUCGGCUACGGGCACAUCUUUCCCCGGACGUUCCGGGGCCAGCUCUUCACCAUCAUCUACGCCAUGAUCGGCUCGCCGCUGCUGCUCGUCUUCCUGGCCAACGUCGGCGACGGCAUGGCCAAGACCUUCACCUACAUCUACAGUCGCAUCUGCUGCCGGUGGUGUCGCUCCCGUCGUUACCGGUCCGAGGCUGGCCCCGGCAAGAGAGCCAAGCGUCUGAGCGACGACGUGGUGGGAUCCGAGAACUUCAUGCCCACCGACAAGGUCCAGGUACCCAUCGUCAUCAACCUGAUCCUGAUCGGCCUGUGCCUGGUUUUUGGUGCCGUCAUCUUCGCCACCUGGGAAAGCUGGAGCUUCAGCUCGGCCUGCUACUUCAGCUUCGUCACCCUCUCCACCAUCGGCUUCGGGGAUAUGGUGCCCGGCAACAGCUUCCUCGACACCAACGAUGACGGCAUGGCGUCUUUCAAGAUGGCGUUUACGAUCGUGUAUUGCAUCUUCGGGAUGGCGCUCAUCAGCAUGUGCAUCCAGAUGAUGCAGGAGCAGAUCGUGACCAAGGUGCGCUGGACGGCUCACGAGCUUGGCAUCAUGAAGACGCCGGCCGCCGGACGUCGCGUGGUGCGUUACAAGCGCUCGCGAAGGGGUGCCGUGCUCCAGACGGCCGACGACGCCGACGGAGCCAACCCCACCAGCGGCUGGACACGCCGCCACUGA
Molecule: messenger RNA, 1175 nt
Organism: Pollicipes pollicipes
Lineage: Eukaryota; Metazoa; Arthropoda; Thecostraca; Pollicipedomorpha; Pollicipedidae
Product: TWiK family of potassium channels protein 7
Exons: 9
Coding region: 24-1175 (383 amino acids)
Biological process (GO): stabilization of membrane potential; potassium ion transmembrane transport
Cellular component (GO): plasma membrane
Molecular function (GO): outward rectifier potassium channel activity; potassium ion leak channel activity
Source: RefSeq, a predicted model, not a curated record